Messenger RNA from Trichogramma pretiosum, 986 nucleotides. RefSeq lists its product as uncharacterized. Lineage: Eukaryota; Metazoa; Arthropoda; Insecta; Hymenoptera; Trichogrammatidae. Gene Ontology annotation, biological process: sensory perception of smell. Gene Ontology annotation, cellular component: membrane. Bases 45 to 986 code for a protein of 313 amino acids. The transcript has 5 exons. Gene Ontology annotation, molecular function: olfactory receptor activity; odorant binding. The record is from RefSeq and is a predicted model, not a curated record.
UUGAAUUUUGAUUAAAAUAUUUUUCGUACCUCAUUUCUAUCGUCAUGGCCAUACAGACGACACAAGCUGAGCUUGCGGAGCUCUCUAGGCAGCUAGACUUUGAGGAAAAUCAAUUUUAUUGGCUCAAGAAAUUUCUCAAGUUUGUUUUUUUGUGCCCGGUGCAGCCAAAAGUGAUUCAAAAAUCCGGAAGAGCCAUGAUGCAUUUGAGCUUUAUUUUUUCAAUUAUAAUAACGUGCACUAGAGUUCACAAAGAAUUAUUCGUGAAUGAAAUAUACCCACCAAUGCUGGCAGAGCUUGCUUUUCAACUCAUCACUUUGCUGGGCGUGUAUUUUGUUUAUUUGCAAGCGAUAGGCUCGGAAAAAGUCCUUUACAGGAUGUGUGAGGUCGUGACUAUCGAUUGGCUCAGCAUCAAAGAUCCAGAAGAAAAAAAUACCAUGAAGGUAGUAUGCGAGAAGGGAUCUCGACUGAUAUUGAUACACUUUGGCAUCUUGCUACCAUCUCUCCUGGGCUAUGCACUUGCCCCGGUGUUUUUACCAGACUUGCUUAAUCCUUACUUGCCGGAAAACAUGACCCUCGAGAAGACCCUCUGUGCCCAUGUUGAGCUGUUCAUCGAUCAGGACAAAUACUUUUACCAUAUUCUCAUUUUUAUUAUUCACAUGGUUAUCUUGAUUAUGCUGGUCAUCAGUGCAUUGGAUUUGGCCUACACGUCUUGCAUUACUUACAUCAUGGGCAAGAUCAUAUGGAUUGGAGACGUUUUUCACAGACUUGGCGAAAUAAAAACUUCUGAUAAAAGCCCAAGUGCAAAACGAAAAUUAGACCUUUACGUGCAUCAAACUAUUAUCGGAUUGAUUAAACGACAUCAAAAAUGCUUAGAAUUUUCUCAAACAUUGAACGAUGCAUGUAGCCCCAAGUUGAUUAUCGUCAUGGUAGGCUUUAUGAUUGUCUUGAGUUUAGCCGGAUCUAUGGCAAGUUUAAUUUUAAUUUAA